Messenger RNA from Nasonia vitripennis (jewel wasp), 3934 nucleotides. Its product is annotated as protein argonaute-2. NCBI's taxonomy places the organism in Eukaryota, Metazoa, Arthropoda, Insecta, Hymenoptera, Pteromalidae. The transcript has 17 exons. The record is from RefSeq and is a predicted model, not a curated record. Gene Ontology annotation, molecular function: protein binding; RNA binding. The coding region runs from base 352 to 3534 and encodes 1060 amino acids.
UGUUCCUGAUAUGCGGAUGCCUGUGUCGAAUCUUGUUCCGCGGAGUCGUAUUCAGAAUCGCUGGAAACAUCAGAUAGUGAUAGUGUUUCUAAUUAUUCGCAGUUACUUGGUGCAAACUUGAAGGUAGAAUACAUCAUUGGGAUUCGGUCUAGUGCAAUUGGCAUCUGCGCCGCUACAGUUAGACGUAGAAAUUUUGCUGAUUUUCACAUUGACGUAAAAAUUGUGAUAACUUGGGGAUUAACAAACCUCCAUUUUGUUUAACAAUUUGCGAGAAAGGAGACGGGCUCGUCAGUCUUGCGCGAACCACCAGAGAAUACAGUUGACAUAUAAGCGCAGUAUUUGACAUUCAACAUGGGAAAAGGUGGAAAAAAGAAGAAGCAAUCUACAGAAGAUUCUCCAAGUGGAUCUACAUCACAAGAUCAAGCUGGUCCUUCUCAGUCCCAGCAGCCACCCCAACAGUCUCAGCCACAGUCAGGCAGAGGUAGAGGAAGAGAUUUAAGAAAUCCAGUUGAGAGAUCCCAGCCAAAUGUCACAGCACAAUCGGCUCCACAGCCCCAGCAGCCCCAGCAAUCCCAACAACAAUCUGCGCAAGAUACUGCUGGCAGGGGUAGAGGCUGGGGCCAAGGCAGAGGCCAAGGCAGAGGUCAGGGUAGAGGAAGAGGUGGUUUUAGCAAUCCAGUUGUGGGAUCACAGCCAAAUGUUCCUCCCCAACAAACGCCUUGGGGUCGACAGCCGCAGCAGCCUGCACAACAGCAACAGCAUUCUGCUCAGCAGCAGAAACCACCUCAACAACAGGAGCAACAGCAGCGACCUUCUGAACAACAUUCAGUAGGAUCCAAGGAAACUAAAGCUGCAGAUGUUAAGCAAACAACUGAAGAAUUGUCCCAAUUAUCCUUGAAGGAACCAAAACACAGUUUACCUAAAUCCGAACAAGUGGUACCCAUUCUUACUGUUCCUGCUAACAUAGCAAAUAUUCAGGCACAGCAGAUUCCAAAGCGUAAGAAUCCAAUGAAAGCUGGUACCAAGGGACGUCCUAUUACUGUUAAAACAAAUAUGAUGGCGAUCAAUGUCAGACAGAUGAAUUCCAAUGUUGUGCAUUAUGAUGUGGAUAUUGUGCCAAAUACUCCAAAAUACUUGAUGAGGCCGGUAUUCCUAGAAGCUAAAAAAAAAUUGUUCCCAAAUAGAAAUCCAGCAUUUGACGGAAAAAAAAAUGCUUUUAGUGCUGGAGAUUUACCUAUUAAAGAUCCAUCCACUGCUGAAGUAGUAGUUUACAAUGAAGAUGGACGAGAAAAAAAAUAUACAGUUACGAUGAAAAUAGCUAACCGAAUUGAUCUAUCUUGGUUAAAAACUGUGAAACCAGGUUUACAAGAAACAGAGAGAAACCAAAUCAGUUUGCAAGCUCUGGACGUUAUAAUGCGUAAUGCUCCAGCUCUGACAUCUACACCAGUAGGGCGUUCAUUUUUCACACCACCAAAAGGCCAAGUGAUGUCUCUUGGUGGAGGUAUGGAUUUAUGGGUCGGAUUGUUUCAAUCAGCUGUUUUAGGCUGGAAACCCUACUUGAACAUUGACGUUGCACAUAAAGGGUUUCCCAAGCCACAGAGUGUAUUAGAUUUGAUGAAAACCAUAUGUGGCUGCGAUGGUCAAGAUCAAGGCGGGCGACAACAAUAUGGACGGCAACAAGGAUAUGGACGCCAGGGAGGAUAUGGACAACAACAAGGGCCUGCAACUUUAAGUGCAGAUUUAAUACAACGUAACAGAGAAGACAUUAAAAAAUUUUUAAAAGGCUUAAAAGUAACUAUAGAGAUUCCAGGACAGCCUACAUCCAGACGAACACAACGCGUUAACGACUUAGUUAAACCUCCAAGAGAUAAUGUUUUCGAACAUAAUGGUCAUAAAAUCACUGUCGAACAGUACUAUAAACACGAAAAAAAAUAUACUAUAAAAUACCCAGAUUUCCCUUGUCUCUGGGUUGGUGGAAAAGAUAAAAAUGUUCAUGUCCCACCAGAAAUAUGCACAAUUGUUGGUGGACAAGCAACUCAAAAAAAAUUAGAUGAGAACCAGACAUCAUCAAUGAUAAAGUUUGCAGCAACGGGAACGGAGGACCGCAAGAGAAAAAUAAUGGACGCGUUUAACUCGAUGCGUCAUAAUCAAGAUCCAUGCAUGAAAGAAUUUGGCAUCUCUGUAAGUGGAGAAUUCGAGACAGUUCCAGCACGUGUUUUGGAUCCGCCACAACUAAGAUAUCAACGCCAAAAUGCGCGUGUUGCAAAAGGUGUUUGGAGAGCGAGUCAAUUCAUAAAACCAAGUCCAUUAAUUGGGGAAGAUAAUACGUGGACCGUUUUGAAUCUAGAUUAUAGAACUAGAGAUGACGGUCUUUACAAACUUGUUGACACAUUAAAAAGAACAGGUCAAACUCUUGGAAUGCCAGUUGGGAAUCCCUUAAGUCCAUUCAGAAGCAUGCAGUUAAGAGGACAAGAUAUGCGAGAACUAAUGGCAUAUUUCAAUGAAAUGAAAACGAAACAAAUUAAACUGGUUGUUGUAGUAGUUCCAGAAAUGAAAGGCCCCUACAGCAAAGUGAAGCAAAUGAGUGAACUUCGAGUCGGUGUUUUGACCCAAUGUUUAAAAAGUAAAACUCUGUUCAAACUUAACGAUGCGACCGCCGGUAACAUUCUAUUAAAAGUUAACGCUAAGUUGAAUGGAACCAAUCAUAUAUUUGAAGAGACUGUGAGCCGGCCGCCUUGUCUGAAACGUCCAUGCAUGAUUGUCGGGGCAGACGUAACUCAUCCUUCACCGGAUGCCACAGAUAUUCCCUCGAUUGCUGCAGUUGCUGCCAGUCAUGAUCCUAAUGCAUUUAAAUAUAAUGUAGAAAUAAGGUUGCAACCACCGAAACAGGAAAUUAUAGGAGAACUUGCAGAAAUUAUGAAAAUACAAUUGAAGUAUUUCUAUACUUCAACGGGUUACAAACCAGAAAAAAUAAUUUUCUAUAGAGACGGAGUCUCCGAGGGUCAGUUCGGACAAAUUAUGCACGCAGAAUUACUAGCUAUUCGAAAAGCGUGUCAAUCACUGCAAGCUGACUACAAGCCAAAAAUAACGUUAUUAGUUGUUCAAAAAAGACAUCAUAUUAGACUUUUUCCAACUGAUCCAAGAAAUUCUGAUGACAGAAACUUUAACGUUCAAGCUGGCACUAUAGUGGACACUGAAAUAACGCAUCCAUCACAUAUCGACUUUUACUUGGUUUCUCAUGCUAGUAUUCAAGGAACCGCAAGACCAACCAAGUACAGAUGCUUGUGGGACGAUUCGGAUAUGUCAGAGGAUGAAAUUGAAAAUCUGACAUAUUUUCUCUGCCACAUGUUCUCGCGUUGCACGAGAUCAGUGAGCUAUCCGACACCAACGUAUUAUGCGCAUCUUGCUGCCUUUAGGGCUAGGGCCCUUACCCAAGAUGUUGACAUCGACAUGAAUAAUUUGCCACAAGAACAAUUAAGAAAGUUAACUAUCAAGGACGAAGUUCUUAAGGGAAGUCCGAUGUUCUUUGUGUAAAUUUAUACUUUUAUAAAUCUUUACUUUGUAUUUUUGUCAGACUGAGAUGUAUUCGUGAUAUAUAUUAUAGCCUCACAAUUUUUUGCAUAACUUUAAUUGAACUGUUUACUUAAGUAAAUAUUUAUACUAUAUACAAUGAAAAAUGGAAAAAGAAUUUAAAAAAUAAUAAUAAUAAUUAACAAAAGCUCUAAGAGAAUAAGAGUUAGUUUAUGUUUAAUAGAUUAUAUUUUGAAAUUUAAAUCACAUUUGCACCAAGUGACAGUACCUAAUUAAAUAUAAUAAAAUAUUUUUUCUAUGCAAAAUCUUGUUAAUCAUGAUACUAUGUUUAUCAAAAUUAUCGGCAGUAUUGCGUGAGUUUUAAUUUUUUUCAUUAAAAUAAUAAAAUGUAGAAAAACCUCAA